Molecule: messenger RNA, 2019 nt
Organism: Pararge aegeria (speckled wood butterfly)
Lineage: Eukaryota; Metazoa; Arthropoda; Insecta; Lepidoptera; Nymphalidae
Exons: 11
Coding region: 93-1820 (575 amino acids)
Source: RefSeq, a predicted model, not a curated record
GGUCGGCGUGGCGCAGCCGCCGGCGGAACGCUCUCCGCAGUCGAGGACCGACCGUCGCGAGUUUUGGACGAACGAUCACGAAUAUAGCAACCAUGGUUUACGAGAGUGACUUCUACACGACGCGCCGCCCAUACCGGCCCUCCAGCUACAGUGUGUCGCCGCUGACAUCGGCCUACUACCUCUCAUCCUUUGUACCGUAUUACCAUAUCCCGUACUUCACGUACAUACCCAGGCUGUCUCAGGCGGAACUGAUUUACCGUCCAACAUCUCGCACGAUCACCCGACUCGCCACAUACCCUGAGCCACCCCACCACGUAGUUCGCGUCCGCGUGCGUCCCUCCGUCAUACUGAGGGAACUGGACCGCAUCGCGUACCGCCGCCGUCCGGCCGUCGCUGUCACCGCCUUGGACGAUUACUACAGAUCCGAAUCUACAAAGGCUUUCGAGGAUGAAACUCGACGCAUCCGUGCCGACACUGCCUCGCUUUUGCAUCGUGCUCGGUCAGUCGUGCCACGAGCAAAAUCCGUAGCACCAUUGGACACAAUUUACUCAUACUCCUAUGGAGAGCCAGUUCCUUACCGCUUCAGCAAUGACGCAUACGUCGCAAAGCUUCUACUGCCUCUGCGUAGUGUUACGGACAGCAUUCAUAACAUUUCCUUCUACUCAGAGCCAGCCAAAAAGUUCACAGGACGCGGCCACCUUGCGUGCGUGCACUAUUCCGGUAAAAAGGCGUUCCCCAACCGCAGGCCGCUCUACCCACUCUACAAGGAACUUAGCAUCAGGGACGACGUGAAUCUUCUAUCGUUUUACGCGAAGAAUAGACUCGCGGCCGCUGGUUUGGCCGUCGAGAAGGGCACAGUGAAACUCCUACCCUGGAGACCGAGCCGCAAGUUCCAGACACCUACGAUGAUGGACGACCCUGAGCUAGAGUUGAAAGCUGCAAAAGCAGAACGUGCAGCUAGAUUCCGUGCUACCACCGCUGAACCAGUUCUCACACCAUCUGCGGAUUUGGCUGGAAUUAAAAAGAAACGGCAAGAAGAAGCUCGACUUGCUGAAGAGAAGGCUUUGAAAGAAGAAGCUAAACGUGAAGCUGAACGCAAAGCUCAGGCAGAACGAGAAGCUGCUGAAAGGAGGAGGCAAGAAGAAGAAGCACGAAGAGCUGAAGAAUUGAAACGUCAAGCUGAAGAAGAAGCAAGGAUAGCUGAAGAAGAGUCUCAGAAGGCACAGGAGGAGGCAAAGAAAGCAGCAAAGGAAGCUGCAAGGAAAGCUGAAGAAGAACGUUUAGCAGUAGAAGCCAAGCUAGCCGAAGAAGCUCGCAAAGCAGAGGAGGAAAGGCUUGCAGAGGAAGCACGUUUAGCUGAGGAAGCCCGAAUCGCUGAAGAAGCCAGAUUAGCAGAAGAAGCGAAGCUAGCUGAAGAAGCGAGACAGGCCGAAGAAACUAGACUUGCAGAGGAGGCAAGAUUAGAGGAAGAGAGGAUGGCUGAACAAAGGAGACAAGAGGAGCUAGCCAAAUUGGAAGAGUUAGAACGUCAGGCGCAAGAAGAACGUGAAGCUGAACUUGCAAGACAGGCAGCAGAAUUAGCAGAAAUCGCAAGACAAGAAUCUGAACUUGCUGCUGCGCGUUUGGAAGAGCUUUCACACAGUGUUUCUGCUGGUGACAACACCACUGAAGUCGAAUCAAGUGACCAACAAGAUGAGGAACCUAUUGUAGAAGAACCUGACAGUCCAGUAGCAGUUUCAGAACCACCAGUAGAAUCACAAGAUGCUGAAGAAGUCAGCGAAGACGAAAUGGCGGAACCUGAUGUAACAGAUGAAGAAUAAACCAAUCUAAGCGUGAUCUUGAUUUUGUAAUCUAACAAUUGACUAUAAUAACCAAAUAAUUACUUUCAAGUUUCAUUUCAUAAAGGUAAAUUUUCACCAGUUAAGUUUGUAUAGUUGGUACAAAAACUGUAUUUACCAUAGUAAUUGUAAUACCAGCUCAUACAAAGACAAAUAUAAUUAAUAUACCUACUGGACCAUU